Schistocerca cancellata (South American locust) is the source of this 786-nucleotide messenger RNA. Its product is annotated as zinc finger MYM-type protein 1-like. NCBI's taxonomy places the organism in Eukaryota, Metazoa, Arthropoda, Insecta, Orthoptera, Acrididae. The record is from RefSeq and is a predicted model, not a curated record. Bases 1 to 786 code for a protein of 261 amino acids. The transcript has 2 exons.
AUGGAAUCAAGUAAAAAAAGUAUUGCCAUUGUCCUCGAUAUCAAGAAAUCUUCAGUUAUUCUAAAAGAAGAAAGAACUUAUGAUCUUCUAGAGGGAAAACAUGGAGUGUUUCAGAGUCUUUUGGCUUUUCAUGUGGAUGCUGGUGAUGAAGAUUCAAAACGUCAUUUCAGUACAUGUGGCCGAAACAGUUCUAUGAUAAGUAACACAGUCCAAAAAGAAGUCAUACAUUGCAUUGGUGACGCUAUUCGCUCCUCAUUAUCGAGGGAUGUGAAAAAGGAUAAAAAUUUUAGCAUUAUGUGUGAUGAAACAACUGAUGUCACCACUAAGGAACACAUGACAUUUUGUAUUAGGUUCAUUGACAUAGAUAUCUUUGUUACCAAAGAAGACUUUCUGGGUUUUACUGAGCUUAAAUCAACUACUGGCACUUCGAUUGCAGAAGCCAUCGAUGAAGAACUCAAGACACUGAGGCUGAGCUAUCAAUAUCUUUGUGGACAGGGCUAUGAUGGUGGCUCAAACAUAGCUGGGAGAUUUAAAGGAGUUCAAGCUCUUAUUUUAAGUAAACAAGCAUUGUCUAUUUAUACCCACUGUUUUAGCCACUCUUUGAACUUGUGCAUUUCUGAGUCUUGUGAUACUCCAAUAGUUAGAAAUAUGAUGGGAAUUUUAUGUUCAGUUUCAGCGAUCUUGUCUGCCUCUACAAACAGAAAAAGUUCCCUAGAGGAAGCUAUAUCACGACUACCAUUCACAGAGUCAAAGAAAACAAAGUUGCAGCAUAUUGCCUCUCUUUAA